AUGAUUCAAUGUUCUUGCCACCAGGGCUCUAAGGGGAAUCCGUAUCUUCUAGAAGGCUGUCAAGAUAUAGAUGAAUGCAAUCAAUAUCCUCCAAUCUGCUCGUCCUCAAUGGUUUGCAAGAACCUUCCAGGGGCUUAUACAUGUUAUAGCAUUAAGACUGGAGAAUCACGGGAUUAUACAGUUUUGCAUGAUUUGAUUCAAUUGCAUAUAGGUAUUGGAGCAGGUGCAGGUCUUGUAUUUGCACUUCUUGGGUCAUGGUGUUUUCAUAAAGCAUUGAAAAAAAGAAAUAAGGCCAAGCUGAAGGAGAAGAACUUCAAGCGAAAUGGUGGUGUACUUUUACAACAACAACUAACAUCAAGUCAAGUCAAUGUGGAGGAGAUAAAAAUAUUUGGUUCAAAGGAGUUAGAGAAGGCUACAGAAAAUUUCAGCAAAGAAAGGAUGCUUGGUCAGGGAGGUCAAGGAGCUGUUUAUAAAGGAAUAUUGGCAGAUGGAAGAAUCGUGGCCGUGAAGAAGUCAAAAGUAGUAGGCGAAACAAAGGUGAGAGAGUUCAUUAAUGAGGUUGCCAUUCUUUCACAGAUUUUCCAUAUGAAUGCGGUUAAGGUGCGGGGAUGCUGCUUGGAGACCGAAGUUCCCUUACUUGUUUAUGAAUUCAUUCCAAAUGGAACACUCUAUGAAUACUUACAUACUCAAAAUGAUGAGUUUCCAUUUACAUGGGAGAUGCGUUUGGGGGUUGCCAUAGACGUUGCAGGGGCUCUCUCGUAUCUACACUCAGCAGCAUCUUUACCCAUUUAUCACCGAGAUAUUAAAUCUUCAAACAUUCUCUUAGAUGAUAAAUAUAAAGCCAAAAUUGCGGAUUUUGGAAUUUCAAGAUCCUUUGCCAUUGAUCAAACUCUUGUGACCACAAAAGUGCAAGGCACUUUUGGAUACGUGGAUCCUGAGUACUUCCAAUCAAGCCAGUUCACAGAAAAGAGCGAUGUCUAUAGUUUUGGGGUUGUUCUUGUUGAGUUCCUAACAGGAAAGAAAGUAGUCAUUUCAACAUCUGAAGAGGCUGAAAGUUUAGUCGCAUUAUUCAAUUCAUCAAUAGAAGAAGAUAGUCUCUUUAGUAUUAUUGACUCCCAAGUUCUAAAUCAUCCAGUGAAGGAAGAUAUAAUGACAGUUGCUCAUCUUGCAAAAAAAUGCUUGAGCCUAAAUGGGAAGAAUAGACCAACAAUGAAAGAAGUCGGACUUGGGUUAGAAAAGAUCCAAAUACAACAAACAACUUCAAGAAUUCCACAACAUCAUAAUGAUCAGCAAGAGUUUAAAAACGCAGGAGGUGAAACAAGUAAGGCUUGGAAGAAUCUUUCCACUUCGAGUACAAAAUCAUCAGGUAUGGAGAGCUUCUCUAUUCAUCAACAAACUUAAAACCACUGCUGUACUCAGUCUAAAAAUUAAUCACACUUGUGUUUCUAAAUGUACUAAGAGUAUAAUUUAUCAAAUUCACUUCUGAAUGGUUUUUCAAGGACUGUUGAUCGAAUUAAAGCUGGAGCUUUUGGCUUCUUUGGGAUGCUAGUUGGUUGCAAAUUUCAGAGACCCUAGGCCUUUCUCAGCUUUGAUUAUAACUGACAAUAUAGUUUUACCUGGAAGUCCUCUUAUCUGGUUAUUGUUUUUUAUGGGGUUCGAUC
This is a messenger RNA of Tripterygium wilfordii, 1661 nucleotides long. Its product is annotated as putative wall-associated receptor kinase-like 11. The record is from RefSeq and is a predicted model, not a curated record. Gene Ontology annotation, molecular function: calcium ion binding; ATP binding; protein serine/threonine kinase activity. Bases 1 to 1401 code for a protein of 466 amino acids. Gene Ontology annotation, cellular component: plasma membrane. The transcript is spliced from 3 exons. Gene Ontology annotation, biological process: cell surface receptor signaling pathway; protein phosphorylation. Lineage: Eukaryota; Viridiplantae; Streptophyta; Magnoliopsida; Celastrales; Celastraceae.